Penicillium subrubescens is the source of this 2592-nucleotide messenger RNA. Its product is annotated as chloride channel protein. Bases 1 to 2592 code for a protein of 863 amino acids. Lineage: Eukaryota; Fungi; Ascomycota; Eurotiomycetes; Eurotiales; Aspergillaceae. Gene Ontology annotation, biological process: chloride transport; transmembrane transport. The record is from RefSeq and is a predicted model, not a curated record. Gene Ontology annotation, molecular function: voltage-gated chloride channel activity. Gene Ontology annotation, cellular component: membrane; early endosome; Golgi apparatus. The transcript has 6 exons.
AUGUCAAUGACCGGUCAGAGCUCGGGCAGCGAUGAUCAACGCUACGCGACAUCUCCAGCUCUACCGGAACAGGAACGUGAGAAUCCUCGGCUUCAAGACACCAUUCGAGGCGCGGAGGGAUUUGAGCCAAUUUCUUUUAAACGAAAACAAAAACGACAAUCGCGUUUCAGCCUGUCUAGCCUUUUCUCGACUACCGCCGGCGGUUCGAGUACUCCUGGGCUUGGCUUCUCGAGACCACACGGCGGACAAAAUGGCGAUGCAUCGCCAUUAGAGCCCUAUGGACCAGUGGGACUGAAUGGUGAUCCGAACUCCAAAGAUGGCGGUCCCCUGGACUGGUAUGUGGAGGGACCCGGCCGCCGAGUUGGCUACGACGACUUUACCGCUAUCGAUUGGAUCUAUGAGUACACGAAGGAACGUCAACGGAAAAGACUAUUAUACUCCAGUGGUCAGGGUAUUUUCGGCUAUGUGCGCAGAGUCAUAGAAGCCAGUAACGUCUGGUUCGUCCUAAUUGCGACCGGUAUUGCGGUAGGAAUCCUUGCCGCAGCUAUCGACAUCGCGACAGAUUGGUUAGGAGAUUUGAAAACCGGUUACUGCAAGAGUGGUCGUGGAGGUGGCAAGUUCUACCUGAAUCGAAGCUUUUGCUGCUGGGGUUUAAAUGACUAUUCCCAAUGUAUGGACUGGACGCCAUGGGGGAAAGCACUGGGUGCAUCUUCAACUGGAGGCCGGUACGCCAUCGAGUACAUAUUUUACAUCGUCUCUUCGGUUGUAUUCGCUUCAUGUGCCUGCCUCUUGGUACGAAGAUUUGCGAUUUAUGCAAGACAUAGUGGAAUACCUGAGAUUAAAACGGUGCUUGGAGGAACUGUCAUCCGUCACUUCAUGGGCCCAUGGACACUGACUAUCAAGUCGCUUGGUCUGUGCCUCGCAGUUUCAUCUGGUCUCUGGCUCGGCAAGGAAGGCCCUCUAGUGCAUGUUGCAUGUUGUUGCGCCAAUAUAAUGAUGAAGCCCUUUGAUAGUCUCACCGGCAACGAGGCGAGGAAACGUGAAGUUCUUUCGGCUGCGGCGGCGGCAGGCAUCUCUGUCGCCUUCGGUGCUCCCAUCGGAGGUGUCCUGUUUAGCUUGGAGCAAUUAUCCUAUUAUUUUCCGGAUAAGACAAUGUGGCAAAGCUUUGUCUGCGCUAUGGUUGCUGCUGUAACUUUACAAGCAUUAAAUCCAUUUCGCACGGGAAAGAUUGUGCUAUACCAAGUGACCUAUACUCGGGGAUGGCACCGCUUUGAAGUCAUUCCAUUCAUUAUCCUUGGCAUUGUCGGUGGUCUCUUCGGAGCAUUCCUCAUUCGCCUCAACAUUAAGAUCGCUCGAUGGCGACGAUCUCGAUCUUCUUCUCGGCCCAUUCUUGAGGUCGCCGUCAUUGCUCUCUUAACGGCCUUGAUCAACUUCCCGAAUCAUUUCAUGAGAGCUCAAAACUCAGAACUUGUCCAAGCCCUUUUUGCAGAAUGCAGUAGUGAAACAUAUGAUCGAUUCGGUCUUUGCGUCACUGGCUCUAAGGCUUUCGGUGUUGUUGCCAUCCUUUUACUCGCUGCCGCACUCGCUUUUUUCCUCGCUUCGGUGACCUUUGGUCUCGAUAUACCGGCCGGUAUUAUCCUGCCGUCAGUGGCCAUUGGUGCACUUUAUGGUCGCGCUCUGGGGAUAUUAGUACGAAUGUGGCAGGAAGCCUACCCCAAGGCUUUCCUCUUCGCCAAAUGCGAACCCGACAUUCCAUGUGUAACGCCUGGCUUAUACGCGAUCAUCGGCGCAGCCUCAGCCCUAGGUGGGGCGACUCGAAUGACGCUGUCCAUCGUGGUUAUCAUGUUCGAGCUGACUGGCGCCUUGACCUAUGUCAUCCCAAUCAUGAUUGCCGUUAUGCUGUCCAAAUGGUGUGGUGAUAUCUUCGGCAAGCGAGGCAUCUACGAAUCGUGGAUUCAGCUCAAUGAAUACCCAUUCCUCGACCACCGCGACGAUACUACCCCGCCAGAUGUCUAUGCUCGACGGGUCAUGACAGUUGUUGACGAUCUCUCUGUCAUCACAGCAACCGGCCACACCAUCGGCUCACUUCGAAACCUCGUUGCUAAUACCACCUACCGCGGGUUCCCAGUCAUCUCCGAAACCUCUACCCCCAUUCUUCUUGGAUAUAUUACACGCAACGAGCUCUCCUUCGCUUUGAAACAUUCGACCUCUCCCGCCAACCGCAACCUCUCAGAGGAAACUCAGGUUUUCUUUGCCCACCAACCAUUUGCAGACCCUGUGGAGACUCUGGAUCUUCGACCCUGGAUGGACCAAACCCCCAUUACGCUCAAUAGCAAUAUCAGUUUCUUGAUCGUCCUACGGAUGUUCCAACGGCUUGGUCUGCGAUAUGUCCUUUUCGCCAACAAAGGAAUAUUACAAGGCUUGCUGACCAAAAAAGAUGUUUGGUCAGUGCUCAAUGGUGUCGAGUUCCGUCGGCAGGAAGCCCUCCGAGGCGAUGAAUUUCAGUAUACCCACGGGGCCGAAGAAGUUGGCCUACUUCAGGGCGAUGAGCGAAGCAGUCUCAGUGGUUCACUCAGGCGAGACUCGCUAUGA